UGACUUGACUUUCGGGGGGUUGGCCGGUGUUUCCCGACAUUAGUCGAGUGUCUCCGAGCGCGAGCAGCACAGCCCGACAUAUUUUGAUCAUCCUCCAAAUGUUGAGCCCGAGUCGUGAAGUGCAGCUCUUCAGGGGGGAGAGGUUGGAGAGGAGGGAGACGGCGAGGCAGAAAACACGCAACAUCCACGCACAUUUUCACCUGUGAAGGAAUCUCCGCAGCUGCAGCGUCUGCAUCUGAGAGACUCAAAAGAAUCUGCCAGGAUGGUGACCGUCAGUGUGAUCACACUCAGCCUCCUGGUCACUGCAGUUCUGUCUGCCCCCGUGACAGUUGAUGAGGAUUUCCGGACCUUGUUCCACGGGGAGGACUUUCACAUCAUGCUACCUUCACUCAGGGCCGAGGUCAUGUUUAAGAACAGGUCCGCUCCACGGGCGGCUGAAAUGGUCCUGAUGCGGGGCGGUGCUGUGGUCCACAGUCGGACCAAACUCAAUCACCACCACAGUCACCUCAUCAUAGAGGCUGUGGGUGAGGAAGAUGAGGGCGUGUACACGGUGAAGAAUCCGGAGAAGCCUGAGGAGAUCAGGAGCAUCACGCUUAUAGUCCGAGAUUGCUCCAAUGAGCAGAUCAUUAGAUAUGGAAACAACUUCCAUAUCCCACUGUUGGGAGUGAUUCCUCCCAUCACCCUGGAGUACAGGCCCAGUGCUGUGGAGGCCAACCAGACGUCGAGACCAGCUCUGGUGCUGCUGACUAGCACGGGGAUGUCCAGGGACGGCUACCAGGGUCGUAUCAGCGUCAACGAGCGUCACAUCAGGCUUAGUGCCGUCACUGGUGCAGAUGAGGGCAGCUACACUGUCAGGGAUGCCGAAGGUGCGAUCCAGAGGAAAGUGUGUCUCAACGUCAAGGAGCACCAACUCUUUGAGAUCCUGCCGUAUGGUGAAAGGCUGACGAUCAAGCUGAUCCUCAACAGCUCCUUGGUCCGUCUUUACUACAGCCCUGAUUACGACCCCACACCCAGACUUCUGCUCAACAAAGGAGAAUUCACAAGUGCUCAAGAGGAGCUGGGCCUCGAGGAGCGUCUCACCAUGGAGGAUUCACUGGUUUUUCUCGAUCAGGUCAAGGACUCAGAUGCAGGCCUCUUCAAAGUUGUUGACAUACUGGGAUUCACUGUGUCCAGCAUCAACCUGGAAUUACAACCCUACCAACUGAAGCCACUGUAUGUGGCCAUCAUUGCCCUGCUGGGCCUACUGGUUUUCCUUCUGUUGGUUUGUCUGCUGUCAUGUCUGAUCAAAGUGAAGAAGAGGUCAAAGAGGGCUGCCGCCCUGGAAAAGAUUGCCCAAAAUGCUGGCAAAGAAGAUGAAGGAGAGGCGUUCAGACAGGUGGUGAAGAACAUUACCAAACUCAGCGAGGAAUCCAAACAUUCCCAGGCUGACAAUACAGAGAAGUCUCAGAGCACUGAGGUGGAUAUUAAAGGUCUGGAGGUUUCCUCUAAAGAGGUUGGACUUGGUAACUUAGACACCAGUGACUCCGGUGUUGGCUUUAACACCGCCCUCCCACUGGACACUGACACUGAUGUCCCUGAUCAAAUCCCUGACUCUGAGCCUGUCAGCAUCUCUGUUGCUUCUGAAACCAACCCAAAUCUUCUGUCUGCUGCUGAGUCCAAGCCAAGUGCUCCACCAGCUGUGGAGCCCAGUCAGGGACCUGAAACCAAAACCAGCCCAACACCUGAGACCAAGAAAACCCCUGAUCAACCAGCGGAGGUCAAAUCAAAUGCCCCCGAUCAAGAAGUCAAGCUCAGCCCAGCCCUGAGCUCUGAGCCCAAGGCUGGUCUGAGUCCAGCUGAUCCAAAGCCUGCAUCCAGUCCAAGCCCAGAGCCUAAAGCAGCUUCUCCUAAAGCCCCAACACCUGAAAGUAAGAGUGCCCUAACUCCCACACCUGAGACCCCAAAACCGACCACUCCAGAACCCAUCACCAACGGUACACCUGAGCCGGGCCCAGAUUCAAAACCAAGCCCAGAUCACACUGAUAGUAUCGGUGGCUUGGGUCCAAAGGUCCCUAAAACCCCUGAAGUGGAGCUGAAAUCUGGUGGCGCCGUAAUAGAGGGCAGCAAGGACGACACUGUGGCUGAGGGUUCAAGCGCCACCUGAGAACCACCCCUGCAAAUACACAACAAAAGCCCUGCAGAUCUUUUCCAUUUACCACCACUGUAGACAAUCGAACAUCCCCUACCAAAUAACACAGAAACCAGUGAGAGUGGGGCGAGGGAGGACUUUGGUUUAACAUGUCUAAUGCCUGAACAACAACUUUACCUUAACACUGGGAUCUUACUUGUCUAUAGCUAACAUUUAACACUUUUCUUAUUCAGAAACACUUCACACAACACACGCAGCUUGUUGAUCGCUAAACACAGGUGAUUUUCUUUUUUUUUGUUACCUUCACAGUAAAACUGCCAAACUUCAAAUUUGAAACCUCUGCUGAGUUUACAACUAAACACACAUAAGGUCUUUUUUCUAACAUACUAAUUCACCAACAAAGGUUUACAAGAUUUUAUUAAUGCAAGGACCUGCUUAGAGCUCCUUAUUUGACCUUAACUAACCAUCUUUUCCUAUUUUACAAAAUUUACGUUUGGAUAAAACAAGCAAAUCUUUCUCAUUUUAAGCUGUUGUCACUAAAAUCCUACUAAAAUGUACAGUAAGAUGACGUCUUUUCAUUACACAAACCACAUUCUGUUAUCGGCAGUUUAUAUGAAGCUGAAAUGUGAUUGUUAUAUAACCAUGAUGGAGCAAAACGAUGCAUGUAAAGUACAUUUCCUACUCCUACCAAGCCCAGUAUUUAUGGAGAAUUAGAUGAUGAAUUAGAUAAAAGACGUUUGCAGGCUGAUCAAAGUCCCGAUCAAUAAUACUACACUGUAUGUUUAUUUGGAAAUUUCAGUGGCUAGAAUAUGUUUUGUUGUUUGAAAUCAUCCUGUCAUUCCUUCCUUGGCCUGUUUCUCUUCCUGGCUUAAAUUUCGAUUCACUUUCUUCCUUAUUUAGUUCAAACCAGACACUGAAACUUUUACUUUUGUUGACAAUUGUCUGGGAGUCGUUCUGCAGAGUCUUACAAAUCUGAAAAAUGCUAAUAUCUUUGAAAUAUUCACCAAAAUACUCCUGUGAGGCCUUUAUUAUGGUGUGUCGGUCAUGUGGAUGUUCAGUGAACACAACAGACUUGUAGCAGAAACUGGUUUGUGUUUUUUCGGAGGUGUGCAGCAGAUACGGCUUUGUCAAGACAAACUGCAUGGCUCUACCUCAUUAUUUCACAGUCCAAUGAAAAACAAAGACUCUCCAGGUUUGAUGCACUGUAAACAACAAAGAUGUAUUUAAUCAUUUUAAAUUAAAACAAAGCACAGUAAAACAAGCGAGUUAAUUCAACUAAAUGAUUGGUGACGUGUACAACGGGCUCCUGAUGAAAAGACAUUUUGUAAAGUUACUUACAGCCAACUUUUUGUAUUAAACCUGUCAUUAUGAUGUUAAAGCUAAACACAUGGUGUAAUGGUGAUAAAAAACAACACCAUCCUGAUUUAUAGUCAUCCACAAUAAGCCUUGUUUUCACCACUGGGACAGGGUUUUCAAAUUACAGCACAAAGGAACGACGAUGACGAUAUAACUGAUGAUAUUCCACAUCCAAUACACACGUACAGCAGUAAUUCCGUCUUUGCUGCUGCUUCACGACUGUUGUCUGUUGCCUCUUAAAUAUCAGGCGAGAUAUUUCAGCAUUUACUGUACACAAGCCAUCACACAAGGAAGGUUUAGAUGUCAGAUUCAAUACUUACUGCAUAUCAACACACAUGUGAUAUGGGAAGUGAAGCAAACAAAAAAAAAAACAAGGUGCCUCAAAUUAGAUGGAUUUACAGCAUCAGACUUUCAGGUCACGUUACAAAUACAGAAACAGAAAGAUCUACUGAUAAGAGAGACCGCUCUUAUUCAGCCUGGCUCUGUGAAGGAAAUACAAACCAAUUUUUGCAAUAAUUAAAAAUGUCUACAGACAUACACUUCAAUAACACACACACACACACACGCAUGCACACACUUGUAAAUACUGCAUGUGUAUGUUAUUUUAACCCCACGGAGGCUGAAUGUUCUUAGUGUAUAGAAUGAUUGAUGUAUUAUACAAAAAAAAAGACUUCUAAAUUUCUCACCAACCCAAAAUCCAUAAUAUAAAACAUAUAUGCAUACUAUAUACUAUUUACACUAAUAUUUACUAACAUCUCAAACUAAUUCAAAAACAAUAUUGUGAAAAAAAGAUGAAUAAUACAAUAUUGUUUCCAUUCCAGUCUGAUGAUACUCACAUCUUACACUGUCUCACAGUAUUUACAUAUUGUAUUAAAACAUUUAACCUGUACCACUUUAAACACUGACUGCAGCAUGAACCACAACAACAACAACAACAGGCUUUUAUUGUCCUUAACUUUUUUUCUGUGUGUGUGUGUGUGUGUGUGAGACCAGAGGAGUGACGUUUUAAUAUUGCCAUUAUUGUGCACUGGGGAUUUGUGUGUUCACAUGCCUCGAUGCAUGUAUGUACAGUACGACACGAUUUAUGUUUGUACAGACCAAUCUACUGUCGUCGCUGUGAGCUUCUCCGUCUGUUGUGAGUAAGGUAUCCAUGUAUCUGCUUAAAACUGUGCUGCAACGUGCUGUGCUCAAGUCACACGUGUGAAUCUGUUCAAAAAAGAUAUUCUCUAUUGUAACUUUGAGGUGUUUGAGUGACUCUCGUCUUUGUUUUAGUGCCUAAAACAUGUAUCAGACGGUCAGCCUGUAUUCAGUCAUGAGCUGACGCUUGUAAUGACGCCUUUUUUUUCGUGUAGGUAGUGAUGGUGAUAUCACUUCCCUGGGCCUAUGGCGUGCUAGCGUGUAGGAGAGAUGUGGCAUUUUGUAUAAAGAUGUUGAAACUGGUCAAGUCUGCUGCAGUAUGUGAGAAAAACAGCUUUGUGUGAGUUAUGUUGUGAAGAAAACAACAGAGGAAACAGCACUUUCAUGUUCCACCCCUUCAGAAUAAUGUCAGUGAUUGUAAAAACGAAGCUACUGAGAGGAGCAGAGAGAGGGAGAGGCAUUAGUGCAUUAGUGAGACGAGCCUCUAACGAUAUCACCAGUCUCUUAGCGAAGGCUCCGUCCAGCGGUGUUGGAGUUAUUAUAGCAAACAGGUGCCAGAGGAAUUCUGGUUUCAUACACACCUCUGUUAACCCACUUAUAGAAACCACCACUGUUAAUAACACUGGCACCUCUUGCACUAUGUGCACUGCCUCUCUGUUUACUUCUGCUGUUGUGGCCUGGGUGGAAUGUGACGUUCCUCGUGUUCUACCCUUUUUGCACAACACUUCACACAGAUGUUUUCUAAAGAAAUGUUUUUGGGUUUUUUUCUUUACUUCGUGUGUAAACAAAUACUAAGAAUAAACGAAAAAAGAAGAUGAUUAUGA
Solea senegalensis (Senegalese sole) is the source of this 5445-nucleotide messenger RNA. RefSeq lists its product as uncharacterized. The transcript is spliced from 11 exons. Bases 263 to 2143 code for a protein of 626 amino acids. NCBI's taxonomy places the organism in Eukaryota, Metazoa, Chordata, Actinopteri, Pleuronectiformes, Soleidae. The record is from RefSeq and is a predicted model, not a curated record.